CCGCGUCUCCCUUUUCCGCUUGUCUCAUUCCUCCUUCUCCAUCUCCUUCUCCACUUCUAUUUCUGGAUUUUUUAUUUAUUUCUCUCCAUCGCUAGCUCUAAUCUGUUCCUAAUUAAUUUGUUGUCUGUAAAUCACUACGUAUACUACUGUUCGUGUUGCACAUAUAGCUAGUAGCUAGGCUGCGUGCCAUCUAGCUCGUUACUGGAUAUUCUUUAAGUUUGUAGAGAAAUUUCAUUGAACAGGCGGUGGUGCAAUCCGGCAAACGCAUGGAAGUUGGAGGAGUUUCUUCGUUUCUGGGUGACGGAGAAGAUGACAGCAUCAAGGACUUGCCUCCCGGUUUCAGGUUCCAUCCUACCGACGAGGAAAUAGUUACUCACUAUCUUAUCCAGAAGGUGCUCGACAACAGAUUCACUGCUGCCGCCAUAGGAGAAGUGGAUUUCAAUCGGUGCGAACCGUGGGAUUUACCGCAGAAAGCAAAGAUGGGAGGGAAGGAAUGCUACUUCUUCUGCCAGAGAGACAAAAAGUACCCAACUGGGAUGAGAACGAACAGGGCCACGGAAGCCGGCUACUGGAAGGCCACCGGAAAAGAUAAGGAGAUUUACAAGAAGGGCAAGAGCUCUCAGCUGGUUGGCAUGAAGAAGACAUUGGUUUUCUACAAAGGAAGAGCCCCCAAGGGCGAGAAAACCAAUUGGGUCAUGCACGAGUACAGACUCGAAGGCAAAUUCUCUUGUUAUAACUUCCCCAGGGACGCAAAGGAUGAAUGGGUUGUGUGUAGGGUUUUCGAGAAGAACAGUACCGGAAUUAAGAUAAUUAGUAGUCAUGUUACAGCGAUGAACUCCAUGGAUGAGAUUAACGAUGAUGAUCUGUUCUUGGACUGCCCUUCGCUGCCACCUCUGAUGGACACUGCUUUCUGCAACAACGAAAUGAACAAUUCAAGCUUUUCUCAUGGCGGAAGCACUGAAAUCAAGGAGACAGCAGCUUCUUCAGCGUCGUACUACCUGUCCUACGCUUCGAACCUGAACUACCAUGGCCUGUUAAAGCAGGAAGAAUGCCAUCCCAGUAACCUGCCGGCGCCGGAGAACUCCAUUUGCUACUCUCAAAGUCAGCUUCCAAAUCCUGCUUUUCCGUUCUUGUUUCGACCCAGCUUCGAAGCUUCGGAAAGGCAACAAUGCAGGGUGGAAGAAUUCUCCUGUAACCAAUCUGGAGUCAGCGCCGAGAUGAUGACGCCAGAGAUCUCAUCCACCGGAAUUCCGAAGUCUGCAGCCAUAGCCGGAAGCUGCAGCAAGACUUUCGAAGAAGGCCCGGAGGAUUCUUCCAUGGAUUUUAUCCGGGACUUCUUCUGAGAUAUAAAUUAAUUAGUGGUGAACUUAAUUAUUUGCUUUAAUUAAUUCAAACGCUUGCUCUUUGCUAGAUAUAGUGUUCGAAUUGGGUUGUAAUUAGCUUCUAGUAAUUUUACUGUAUAGGCAUUCGUCA
Diospyros lotus (date-plum) is the source of this 1473-nucleotide messenger RNA. Its product is annotated as NAC domain-containing protein 87-like. Bases 267 to 1343 code for a protein of 358 amino acids. Gene Ontology annotation, biological process: regulation of DNA-templated transcription. The transcript has 3 exons. Gene Ontology annotation, molecular function: DNA binding. The record is from RefSeq and is a predicted model, not a curated record. NCBI's taxonomy places the organism in Eukaryota, Viridiplantae, Streptophyta, Magnoliopsida, Ericales, Ebenaceae.